AUGCGUUGCAUCCCACUAACCACGCUGUUCGGAGUCGACACUAACACGCUCCCAUUCGUGACUUCCUGGCUCUUACCUCCCGCCAUUCUUGCUGCUCUGCGCGGCCUGAUCGCAACUUACAUUUUCACUACGAUAUUUUUCUUCUGGGGCUGGUAUGGCACACAUGACGACACAGCUGCUAUCGGGCAGUCGUUCAGCUUCUUCACUUGGCUGACAUACUGGGGGCUGGGCUUUUACAUGUUAUUCGCUGCUAUCCAUACCGCUUACUAUGCGCGAACGGGUCGCUCACUACUUGACCGGUGGCCACGGGCAUUGCGUGGGCUGCACAGCUUGCUGUACUCCAGCAUUACGACCUACCCAUUUCUCGUGACAAUUGUAUUCUGGGGCAUUCUUUUCCGUCCCCCUUGGUACUCGGUUACAUUUACUGGUUGGCAAAAUAUCUCCCAACACGGUCUCAAUUCCCUGUACGCCCUGCUCGAAAUUAUCUUUCCAGCCACAAAACCCCACCCCUGGAUCGCCCUUCCAUUCCUAAUUCUCGGACUACUGUUCUACCUCUGCGUCGCAUACAUAACCUACCACACGGAAGGAUUUUACCCCUACUCAUUCCUGGAUGUCGGCGACCACGGGCAGAAUAGCGCCAAAGUCACUGGCUACUGUUUCGGCGUUCUGGCCGCCAUCCUGGUCAUUUUCCUCAUUUCAUGGGCGGUGAUUCGACUGCGCUAUUGGCUGACGGGUGAUAAAGUUAAGAGAGCGAGACGGGAUCCGCUGCGCGUGAAUGAGACUGGUGUUUUGGGCGGAGAAUCGGGUGAAAUAAAGGGUGUCUCGGUUUGA
This is a messenger RNA of Penicillium soppii, 831 nucleotides long. RefSeq lists its product as uncharacterized. The coding region runs from base 1 to 831 and encodes 276 amino acids. The transcript has 2 exons. Gene Ontology annotation, cellular component: membrane. The record is from RefSeq and is a predicted model, not a curated record. NCBI's taxonomy places the organism in Eukaryota, Fungi, Ascomycota, Eurotiomycetes, Eurotiales, Aspergillaceae.